Camelus dromedarius (Arabian camel) is the source of this 956-nucleotide messenger RNA. Its product is annotated as olfactory receptor 8S1-like. NCBI's taxonomy places the organism in Eukaryota, Metazoa, Chordata, Mammalia, Artiodactyla, Camelidae. Gene Ontology annotation, molecular function: G protein-coupled receptor activity; odorant binding; olfactory receptor activity. Gene Ontology annotation, cellular component: membrane. Gene Ontology annotation, biological process: G protein-coupled receptor signaling pathway. The record is from RefSeq and is a predicted model, not a curated record.
AUGAACAACUUCAGUUUCUUCACUGAGUUCAUCUUUCUUGGGCUGUCUGCUGCCCCUCACAUCCAGGCUCUGCUCUUUGUGCUGUUCCUGGGGAUUUACCUCCUGACCCUGAUGGGGAAUCUGGUGAUGAUCCUGGUGAUCAGAUGGGAUUCUCACCUCCACAUCCCCAUGUAUUUCUUCCUCGGACACCUGUCCUUCCUAGAUAUCUGCUUCUCCUCAGUUACCAUGCCCCAAAUGCUACAGAACUUUCUGUCUCAGAAGAAAAGCAUCUCAGUGUGGGGCUGCAUUACCCAGAGUUUCUUUUUUCUUCUCUCUGGGUGUGCUGAAGCCAGUCUUCUCUCUGCCAUGGCUUAUGACCGCUAUGCUGCUGUCUGUCACCCUCUGCUCUAUACCGUUGUCAUGAACAGGCCUCUCUGUACUACAAUGGUUAGUGUAGCAUGGGUGAUAGGGUUUCUGAAUUCACUAGUAAAUAAUCUUUUCAUCCACAAGUUAUAUUUCUGUGGGUCCAACAUCAUCUCCCAUUUUUGCUGUGAGUUACCUUCACUAUUCCCUCUGUCCUGUACUGAUCCCACUGCCAAUGAGUUCCUUCUGUCAGGGUCCAGUAGUGCAUUUCUGGGACUGCUGACACUUCCCCUGAUCCUGUUCUCUUACUCCAGAAUCAUAUCUGCCAUUCUGAACAUUCGCUCCUCUGAGGGCCAAGGCAAAGCCUUCUCCACCUGCUCCUCCCACCUCACUGUUGUGCUCUUGUUCUACGGGACAGCUCUAUUCAGGUACAUCAGUCCCGCCUCAGGCUCAGCGUUGGAGCGAGUGGUCUCCAUUCAGUACAGUGUGAUCACAUCCUUGCUGAACCCCCUCAUCUAUAGCCUCAAGAACCAGGAGGUGAAGGCAGCUCUGCAGAGGAUGCUGAGGCAACAAACGUGUGCCACAGGGUAAGAAAAAGCUGUGUGACUCUGCUC